AUGCCGCCCAAGCCUUCGAGAGCGCAGCCGCGGAAGAAGCGACAGCGCGUCAAAGAGGAGGCCCUGGAAGCCACUGUCGUGGUUGGAACGUACGACGGUGGACUGCUGGGGUUCGGCUUGAAAGAUGGAGCUCAGACCUUUGGCUACGCGCCCCACAUUGGCUGCAUCAAAGCAGUGCACUGUAACAAGGAAGGCAAGCUUGCAUCGGGUGCCACGGAUAACGCCGUCCGACUCUUCGAUUUGGCCAAGAGGGUCGAGCUCGGAGAGCUUCAGGAACAUCAGGACUCGGUGUCGGCCUUGCAGUUUUGGAAAGGAACGCUGAUCACAGCCAGCAGCGAUGGGCAGGUUUGUAUCUGGCGCGGUGGGGAUUUCGAGCUCCUCCUCAAGUUCCAAGGCCACAAGGCUGCAGUCACCAGCUUGGCAGUGCAUCCGUCUGGACGCAUGGUCGCAAGUGCUGGUCGUGACAAACGAGUACAGCUUUGGGAUCUAACGCGUGGCACCUCGGCUGCCCACCUCACCAUCAAGGAUGUCGCAGAGGCCCUGGAAUGGUCUCCAUGCGGUGAGAGCAUUGCUGUUCUGAGCGCCCGCGAGCUCAUGGCCGUACAGGUGAAAACCUCUGCAACAGCCUCUUUGAAGGACCCAUCGUCAGAAGGCUUUGUUCGAAUCAACUUCACGUCCAUGGUGUGGCUGUCUUCGAAAAUGCUGGCGCUUGGCGACGCUAAGGGCGAAGUCCGGAUCCUUUCCCACAGCAGCGAUGAGCUGACGCAGGCUUGCACGCUGCCGAAGGAAUCUGCGGCGCAAUCCACCAGGGUUAAAGCUCUGGCUGCAUGCGCCGGCCGCUUACUGGUAGGACUGAGCAGUGGUGAAGUGGAGGUGUGGCUGAUGCCGGAGAAGUUUGGGCCGAAGGCACUGCCAGUGCCAACCGACUUCAACAAGCUGCGCGUGGUCGAGACAAAGAGCCGGCUGACGUGCCUCGUUGUUUGGGCUCCCGAGGACCAGGCGACGAGCAGUGGCGAAGGUAAGAUCCGAAGAAAAGAAUGA
Symbiodinium necroappetens is the source of this 1041-nucleotide messenger RNA. NCBI's taxonomy places the organism in Eukaryota, Dinophyceae, Suessiales, Symbiodiniaceae. The record is from the annotation of a GenBank genome assembly.